CUCCACCAUCUUCUUCUCUUCCUCCUCCCCACAUCGUCUCUCCGCAGCUUCGCCGUUGUUUCUCCGUCCGUGGGCGUGAAGAAACAUCUGCGGAUGUGAAAGGUCCCCUUUGCCCUGUUCACGAAUUUCGAUUUCUUGGAGCUGAUGAUGGUUUUUCUUUUGCUUUUGCGGCAAGUCUUUUGCCCCGUCGUUUUCCUUUUCGCUUUUAAAGAAAUGGGUUCUUGUCAAAAUCUUUUCUUUUUUUUUUUUUUUCGGUUGAAUUGUGGGCACCUCGCCGUGACUUCAUCGACCCAUGUCGAAAGGGUUUGAUUUUUUCAACCGAUAACAGAAAAAGAACUGUUUCUUGCGCGUGUUUUCCUUCGAUGUAUCCUUAAACAGGGUGUGUGUGUGUGUACGUGAAUACAGGGGUACUGUUGGGAGUUUCUGUGGCUGCAAUUUCUUGUAAGUUUCGCGAAAGGGGUGUUCUUUCCAGGAGCUUCGGACGGGAGGGGGGUGUUUCUGAGUUUUCUUGGAAGACCCUGAUCCAAUCUUUGACGUAAUUGCGUGUGCUUCGAGAAAGGGUUUUCGCUCGCAUUGAAUCUGGGGUUUCGCUUUGCGCGUGGCAUCGUCGGCUCAAUUCGUUUGCGAUUGGUGGCGGUGCUGGUAUUUUAGGAGAAGGGGGGAAAUGUUUGGGGCUCCUUCAAGUUGAUUCGGUGUGGGGUUUUGGUUGUUUGGGAAUUUGAGCAUUUCAUUUUGUUUUGCUUGACGGUGAUGUGGUCUCUUGGAGUGGCGUUUAUCUGGGGUUUUCCGAUUGAAAGUUAAAUUAGAGAUUCCCAGGUGCGGAUUCGUUGUCGGGUUUGUGUUCUUGUGCAUGAUAGUGUGAUUGAUUGAGAGUUUCGGUGGAAGAGCAGAAGGUGGGGUUUUGUUUGGAAGCUUUGAUUGUUGGGUAGUUCUGAUUUCGAGAGAGUGUUGGCGAAUUUUGAGAUGGACGAAUCGCCGAGUGGGUCGAAUUCUCUGCCGCCUUUCCUGGUGAAGACGUACGAGAUGGUCGACGCUGCCUCCACCGACCCGGUGGUUUCGUGGAGUCAAAGCAGCAAGAGCUUUGUUGUGUGGAAUCCACCAGAGUUUGCACGGGAUUUGCUGCCGAAAUACUUCAAGCACAACAAUUUUUCCAGCUUUAUUAGACAGCUAAACACAUAUGGUUUUAGGAAAAUUGACCCAGAACGAUGGGAAUUUGCGAACGACGAUUUCGUAAGAGGUCAGCCGCAGCUUCUGAAGAACAUCCAUCGGCGGAAACCAGUCCACAGCCAUUCCCUUCAGAAUCUCCAAAAUCAGGGAAGUUCCUCUCCUUUAACUGAAGCAGAGAGACAAGGACUGAAGGAAGAGGUAGAAAGGCUUAAAGGCGACAAGGAAUCUCUUCAGUUGGAGCUACAGGUGCAUGAAGAAGAGAGGAAAGGCUUUGAAGUGCAGAUGCAGAAUUUGAAGGCACGGCUUUUGAAAAUGGAAGAUCGACAGAAGAAUAUGGUGUCUAACUUGGGUAAUGUUCUGCAGAAACCUGGUCUUGCCCUUAAUAUGUUGAUUGAGUCGGAGUUUAAUGAUAAGAAGAGGAGAUUGCCUCGAAUUGGUUACUACCAUGAUGAGGGACAUGGUGAAGACAAUCAUGCUGGGACUCCCCAAACUUUGACAAGAGAAAACAUUGAUGGAGCUUCAUCCUUACCAUCGAUAUUGGAUUUAUAUGAACAAUUGGAAUCAUCGCUCACAAUCUGGGAAUACAUUGCGCAUGAUUGUGAAAACAUUGGUCAGCGCAACUCAACCCUAGACUUCGAUGAGACUACUAGUUGUGCUGAUAGCCCUGCUAUAUCCUGCAUUCAGUUUAAUAUUGAUGCACGGCCUAGAUCACCCACAAUUGACAUGAAUUCUGAGCCCACUGCUGCUACUGUUUUUGAGCCUGCCGUGGUUACUACUUCCAAGCCAGCUUUGACCAUUGCUUCCGAGCCAGCUUUGACCGUUGCUUCUGAGCCAGUUUCCUCUAAAGAACAAGCUGUAGCCACAGCUCCUAAUGUGCCAGCAGGGGUUAACGAUGUCUUCUGGGAGCAAUUCUUGACGGAGAAUCCUGGUUCCUCCGAUGUUCAGGAAGUUCAGUCAGAAAGAAAGGAUACUGAUGGUAGAAGGAAUGAGAGCAAACCCGCUGAUCACAGCAGGUUUUGGUGGAAUGCAAAGACCGUAAAUAACCUAACAGGACAAUUGGGGCAUCUUACCCCAGCAGAAAGCACUUGAAGUUGGUCGAUUGUUUUUGGGUAUUUUGAUGGCUCGGCCAGGGCAUUUGUAAUAUAAUAGGUAUGGGACGGUGGGUCUUGAAAUAAAUAGGUAAUACAUGCUUAGGGUGGCUAGCUUACUGCAAUAACAUUGAUGAGAUCUCUCUUGAUUCUUGUCCAUCGAGUUUUGUAGCAUUUUGUAUUGUUCCAGUUAACAUAGUUAUAUGAUGGUUGUGAUAUCCCAUACAGUGUUACAUGACAAUGGUACUGACUGUCAUCAUGCAUCUUUUGAGGAGUUA
Messenger RNA from Eucalyptus grandis, 2533 nucleotides. Its product is annotated as heat stress transcription factor A-4c. NCBI's taxonomy places the organism in Eukaryota, Viridiplantae, Streptophyta, Magnoliopsida, Myrtales, Myrtaceae. Gene Ontology annotation, biological process: regulation of transcription by RNA polymerase II. Gene Ontology annotation, molecular function: RNA polymerase II cis-regulatory region sequence-specific DNA binding; DNA-binding transcription factor activity. The coding region runs from base 964 to 2256 and encodes 430 amino acids. The record is from RefSeq and is a predicted model, not a curated record. Gene Ontology annotation, cellular component: nucleus. The transcript is spliced from 2 exons.